Lucilia sericata (common green bottle fly) is the source of this 690-nucleotide messenger RNA. RefSeq names its product RING-H2 finger protein ATL5-like. The transcript has a single exon. The record is from RefSeq and is a predicted model, not a curated record. Bases 1 to 690 code for a protein of 229 amino acids. Lineage: Eukaryota; Metazoa; Arthropoda; Insecta; Diptera; Calliphoridae.
AUGUCACUUUCGAGAACACCUCCUAACGAAGCUGCUGCUUCAGCUUCUAUAUUACCUGUAAACAUGGAAUCUGCGCCUAUCAUUGUUUCAGAGUCUGAGCCCAUUUGUCAGAUUUGUAAUAAUUUGAUGACAGAAAAUGACGAUUGUUUAAAUAUCACAAAUUGUAAUCAUUCGUUUCACCGUUCGUGUAUUGAAUAUUAUUUAUCCAAUAACACCGAAUGCCCCAUUUGCAAACGUCCAUGCGAACUAGUAGAUCUGAAGAAAAUUAAUCCUUUAAAUAAACAAAAUCCCUCUGUAAAACAGAUUCCAGGAAAGCGAGGAAGAGGAGCAAUGGCUAAACGCUACAACACUCGUAGCCACGUUAGAAAUCUGUUUCAAGAAAGUCAACGUUCUUUACAUGAAUUCAGUAAUGUAGCUAAUGACUCCGAAGAAGUUUUUACUCCAGGGCAUGUUAAUCGUCCAAGUCAAGAAAAUUCACCAAACGUUGAUAACCCUUCAAAUUCUAGACCUUCUAGAAACGCAAGGGCUACUGUAGAUUAUGAGCAAUUAAAUAAAAUGAUUGAAAACAAUCUCACUCGUUUACUAACUAAUUUAAACCUAAUUCCUAAUGCUAAUAGCCAGCCGCGCACAAAUCGUACUGAAAAUAUUUAUUUUGAGAAUAGGAAUGUAGUAACAUCUGCGCAAAAUUAG